Molecule: messenger RNA, 1077 nt
Organism: Nanorana parkeri
Lineage: Eukaryota; Metazoa; Chordata; Amphibia; Anura; Dicroglossidae
Exons: 3
Coding region: 1-1077 (358 amino acids)
Molecular function (GO): mRNA binding; metal ion binding
Source: RefSeq, a predicted model, not a curated record
AUGGUUCAGGUGGUAUCUACUCCAUAUCCUGGAGGAAACCUAUACCUUUAUCAGGAAUCCAGUGACCCUUCUUCAGCUCUGCCGGUUGAGGCCAAGUCCUCUGCUCAUCAUUAUAAAGGAGAACGAAGCUCAGAUCCCGCCGUGUGCCCUCAGCCAAUCACAACCUCGCCUCCUCUUCUCACAGCUGAUUGGCUGCUGCUAUGUAUGAAAUGUGCGGCGGGAGAUGAUCAGCUGUCAGUGAACGGAGCGCAGGAAAAGCCAGACUGGACAGAGAUGGGCUUGCAGGGGGAGACAAAGAUGUUUGAAAUCAACAGUCUGGAUACGUUAUCAGCCGGCUCUCCUUUAGAUGAUGCCUAUGUGGCUUUCUCCUUUGGUGCUCCCAAGGGUACAGGACUCUCCUCCUUGCGUUAUAAAACUGAGCUGUGCACCAGAUAUGCAGAAAAUGGCUUCUGCGCUUACCGAAAUCGCUGCCAAUUUGCUCAUGGUCUAAGUGACCUCCGCCCACCAUUCCAGCAUCCAAAAUACAAGACUGAACUGUGCCGUUCAUUCCACCUCCUUGGAGUCUGCAGCUACGGCCCACGCUGCCUGUUUAUACAUGGCCACAGUGAAAGGAGGGAAGUGCCAGAAACCAUUCGCCUUAGACAACGGCGUCCAUCUCCCUUUCACAGCAAGAAGCAAUGUCGCCUUUGGCAUUCACCUGCAGGCUGUCCUUAUGGGUCCACUUGCCUCUUUCAGCAUCCACGGGCACUUUGGGAUGUUUGUCGGCACUAUGCUGCGCUGGGUGUCUGUCCUUAUGGUAUUCACUGUCUCUUUAAGCACAAGCCACCUCCAGACCGCUGGGGAGCGGGAAGCAAUGCUGGAAGUGGAUCCCUUUCACCAUCAGAACCAGACAGUGAUGUUUGCAACGAUCUUCUCACUGACUCCACUGCUAACAAUGCUUUUAAUUUUUCUACCCUUCUUUUACCACUUGCCCUGCGCCUACAGAUCCUGGGAGAAGACAACAAAUCUGUACUGCAUGAUCAGAUUGUGGCAGAGGAUGAGAACACUCAGGAGCUGCAUGCUCUACUUGACUGCUAA